This is a messenger RNA of Komagataella phaffii GS115, 1560 nucleotides long. RefSeq names its product Purine-cytosine permease. The record is from RefSeq and is a predicted model, not a curated record. The transcript has a single exon. The coding region runs from base 1 to 1560 and encodes 519 amino acids. Gene Ontology annotation, biological process: transmembrane transport; cytosine transport. Gene Ontology annotation, molecular function: nucleobase transmembrane transporter activity. Gene Ontology annotation, cellular component: plasma membrane; fungal-type vacuole membrane. Lineage: Eukaryota; Fungi; Ascomycota; Pichiomycetes; Pichiales; Pichiaceae.
AUGUCUGCUUACAAAACUGAUAUCGAAAAGGCCGACGCUGGGUCGUCUGACAAGAACUCGACAUACCAGGUCAAGACAGAGGACUUCCAAGUAGAUGAGUCCGUGGCUGAAGUUUCCAAGGGAAAGUUCGCCUGGUAUGAGAAUUUCACUCUCAUGAUGAAGGCUGAGACAAGAGGUAUUGAAAUUGUCCCCGAAGAAGAGAAGACUAGAACUUCCCUGUGGGAGGCCGCCUCCAUGUGGUUCUCCGCCAACUUGGUUAUCGGUACGUUUGCCCUUGGUGCUAUUUCUCAGACUGUGUUUGCUUUGGAUUUUUGGUCUUCAGUGCUAUGCAUUAUCUUCUUUAACAUGCUGGGCGUGUUCCCCGUUGCUUUUUUCUCCGUCUUUGGAGUCAAGUUUGGUCUUAGACAGAUGAUUUUGACCAGAUUUUUGUCUGGAGAUCUGGCUAUGAGACUGUUCGCUGCAAUUAACUGUAUCUGUUGUGUUGGAUGGGGUGCCGUCAAUAUCAUGGCUGCUGCCCAAUUGUUGCACAUUGUUAACAACAAAACUUUGCCUCCUUGGGCUGCAUGUCUGAUUUUCGUUGUGUUGACCAUUCUUGUGACAUUCUUCGGUUACGAUGUCAUUCAUGCCUAUGAGAAAUGGUCCUGGAUUCCCAACAUGUUUGUGUUCAUCGUUAUCAUUGCCAGAAUGUCCAUCUCUGGAAACUUUACUUUCGGUACCAUGGCCGGAGGUCCAACUGUGGCAGGAAACGUCCUCAGUUUCGGAGGUGCAAUUUUUGGAUACGCUUCUGGUUGGGCUACUUUCGCAGCCGACUACACCGUUUACAUGAGAACAGAUACCCCUCCCUUAAAGAUUUUUGCCUGGGUUUAUUUUGGACUCUUCACUCCAUUGUGUUUCACCAUGAUGUUGGGAACUGCAUGUGCCACUGGUAUUUUCUCAGACGAAUCAUGGGCUACUCUCUACUACGACAACGGUGUAGGUGGCUUGGUUUACGCUGUAUUGGUCGAGAACUCCUUGCACGGGUUCGGUCAAUUCUGCUGUGUUUUGCUGGCCUUGUCUACUGUUGCUAACAACAUUCCAAACAUGUACUCCAUUGGUCUGUCUGCUCAGGCUGUCACCUCCAAAGCUAGACGUGUUCCCAGAAUCGUUUGGACUCUUUGCGGAAACAGUGUCACUUUAGCCAUCAGUAUCCCUGCCUAUUACCACUUCGAACGUUUCAUGAGUAAUUUCAUGAACAUUAUCGGUUACAACUUGGCUAUCUACGACACGGUGUGUCUUUCGGAGCAUUUUAUUUGGAAAAGGGGAUUCUCGUCCAAGUACGACGUUAUGCUUGAACAAUGGCACGACAAGACUGCUGCUCCUCCAGGAUAUGCUGGACUCAUUGGAUUUGGCUGUGGUGCCGCUGGUGUCGUCCUGGGAAUGAACCAGGUCUGGUACUCUGGGGCCAUAGGUAGGUUGAUUGGAGAUUUCGGAGGAGACGUAGGAUUCGAGUUGGGUGCAGGGUUUAGUUUCUUGGGCUUUAACACUGCCCGUUACUUUGAGCUGAAAUACUGCGGACGUUAA